GUGGACCGCCAGGAGCAGUGGUGUUGAUCCAGUUCUCCCGAGGCCAGUUCUCGGACCUGCGCUGGCCACAGAUUCCGCUAGUGCUCAGGGUGGAGCCGCUCAUGUCGUGGUCACAGUCUGGUCAUCAGGCAUGUCGCCCUUUCCCCGUUAGAGUGUCUGUAAAACAGCUCAGGAAGCUGCAGCCGACACUGCGUCUGCCUGCACUGCCUUCAUCCCGAACUGCCUGUUUUUCUACUGGAGACGGGGCCCUGCAGGUGUCUGCACAGUUGCGCUUGGAAAAACAGGAGAAGGGAAGAAGCAGAGCUCCGAACCUUCCUCCGUGAGGGGUGGGCUUGAAAGCCGAAGCACAGGACCCCACUGAGACUGGACCUGAGGCGGAGACUGUUACGCGAGGCUCCAGCAGCCUGGGCUGUGUAGCUAGAGCGUUGCAGUCGCAUCAAGGCUAUUAAUGAAAUGGGCAUGGCGCAGGCAGAUGGGGCUCCCUGCCCCGGGACCGCCCCGAGCCAGCCCUGCGUCUUCAAGCUGGUUCUCCUGGGCAGUGGCUCUGUGGGCAAGUCCAGCUUGGCUCUCCGGUGCCUUCUUCACCAAGGUGGUGGAUUUGGGGGCUGCGUCUCUGAAGCUGGAGAUCUGGGACACGGCCGGCCAGGAGAAGUACCACAGUGUCUGCCACCUCUACUUCAGGGGCGCCAACGCUGCGCUUGUGGUGUAUGACGUCACCAGGAAGGAUUCCUUCCUCAAGGCGCAGCAGUGGCUGAAGGACCUGGAGGAGGAGUUCCGCCUGGGAGACGUGGUGGUGAUGCUGGUUGGCAACAAGCUGGACCUUGGCAAGGAGCGGGAGGUGGCCUUUGAGGAGGGGAAGGAGUUUGCCGAGAGCAAGGGGCUGCUGUUCAUGGAAACCUCGGCCAAGCUGAACCACCAGGUGACCGAGGCCUUCGGCGCCAUUGCCCAGGAGCUUUGGCGCAGAGAAGAGAGGAAGGAGGACCAGCAGCAGCAGAGAGACGCACAGCUGGAUCUGAACCAGAGGCCCUCGGGGCAGGCCAGAUGCUGCGCCCGCUAGAAGCAGCCUCUCCAGGAGGGGCUGUGGGGAGGAGGCCCCCAGCCCGGGCCCUGCCCGCUCCGUGUUGACCAGAUACUUAUCCCGAUUCGCCGUCGAUGCUGGCUUGUUCCUGAGUCCCGGCGGCUCUGGAAGCUGGCAUCCCCCUGAAUUACCUGCUCCCAGAGCUGGCGGGAAUCCUUCAAGAGAAGGGCCCACAUCCAGUGGCUCCGUCCCCCAGACGCCAGAUACAGACUGAACCUCGGAGGCCCAGGAUGUGGCCCCUUGGCUGCCUGGCCAUCAGACACCGAGGGUUGAAAAGGUCGGAGGCAAAGCGAGAGUGGGAAAACUGCCUUCACCCAGCACGUAUUUGGUGUCGGGCAGGAACUUGCCCCCGGAGAUGGAAGAGGACAGAGCAGGCCCAGGUGGAGCUGGCAGUGCCAGGGAGAGGUGGAGGGACGGUCGCAGGGCUGGGCCCAUCGUCACUGGAUCUCUGUGAGGUCCCCCAGCAGCACAGAGGGCAACUGGGGUGGGGGUGGGGCGCCAGGCCCCUCCCCUCUGAUGAAAUGAUGCCUUCGGGCAUGAGGACUCAGGCUGUCCGCCCGAGGGGUAAGUUGUACCGUGGACGCGUUUUUCUCCAAAAAGUAAACCUUUCUCUAUCCCGUG
This is a messenger RNA of Phacochoerus africanus (Common warthog), 1699 nucleotides long. It is a transcript of the gene RAB17, whose product is annotated as RAB17, member RAS oncogene family. The record is from RefSeq and is a predicted model, not a curated record. Gene Ontology annotation, cellular component: endosome. Lineage: Eukaryota; Metazoa; Chordata; Mammalia; Artiodactyla; Suidae. Gene Ontology annotation, molecular function: GTP binding; GTPase activity. The transcript has 6 exons. The coding region runs from base 449 to 1057 and encodes 202 amino acids.